Trichoderma gamsii is the source of this 1044-nucleotide messenger RNA. RefSeq lists its product as hypothetical. The transcript has a single exon. NCBI's taxonomy places the organism in Eukaryota, Fungi, Ascomycota, Sordariomycetes, Hypocreales, Hypocreaceae. The coding region runs from base 1 to 1044 and encodes 347 amino acids. The record is from RefSeq and is a predicted model, not a curated record.
AUGUUUCUCAAAUUCCUCACAUUCACGAUAGCCAUUGGUGGCUCGGCAUUAGGCGGCCCUAUUGAUCCAUUUGGAUCUUCUGCAGCACGAGUGCUAACUCAACUUCCUGAGAAAACCUGGUUAGAGAGCAUUGCCGUCCGCCGUAAUGGCGAUAUUCUUGCCACAAGCCUCUUCUACUCGUCAAAUAUCUUCACAGUCACUCAACCAUCCGUACAUGCACAUAACACGGCCAAGAUUCUCGCCUCUGUUCCGGAAGUCAACAGUCUCCUCGGCAUAACCGAAGUGCCCGGAUCUUACGAUGAAGAGGCCUUCUUCUUCGUUGGUGGCAACUUCACAAGUCUGACAACUUUCUCUACAACUGUUGGUUCUUUCAAAGGCUUUAAACUCACCUUUCCUCGAAAUGGCAACCCCACUGUUCAGAAAGUCAGUGAUCUCGCACCAUUUUCGUCAUUUCCAAAUAGCGUCACUGCUAUUCCACAGGCCCCUGGGUCUGUGCUUGUCGCCGAUUCGUUUGUUGGAGCCAUUGGCCGCUUAGAUCUCUUGACUGGCCAAUACGACCCCAGGGCUUUUGCAUUUGACGACAUGGCUGUUCCCAAGGGUGCAAAACUACCAAUUGGUAUAAGCGCUAUGCGAAUGAAAGGGUCUUAUCUAUAUUAUGGAAAUCCGUCGACUCAAUCAAUCUACAAGGUCAAGGUUGAUUCUAAAGGAUAUCUUGUCAAGGGAGCUCAACCCUCUCUGGUUGCAAACAUUUCAUCUGUGGCGCCUGGGCUUGAUGACUUUAUAUUUGACCCGCAGGGCAAUAUUCUUCUCGCCACGAACAGCCCUGAGAACGCAAUCGUUCAUGUCGAUGUUAGAACCGGCAGAAGCAAACGCAUAAUUGGAGGGCCGACUGAUCCUUUAAUGCCUGAUUCAACAUGCUUAGCCUUUGGAAGAGGUAUUUUGGAUACUAAUACGUUCUAUGUCUCCACGGGAAGAAACAUUUCAGAUCCGACCACUUCGGCUAGAAUUGUGGCAGUUGAUGCCAGCUUGUUGAAUUACUAUUGA